AUGUCAAUUAUAAGCUUGAUCAAGAAGACAGAGGCUGUAUCAGUAUCUCAAGAUCUUGGACAAGAUGCUGAUCGGGUAGAUGAGAAACCAAAAAUGACAAUUAAUAAUCCACCUAGGAACAAGUAUAGAGUCGCUGCUCUUUGCGUAUAUGUUUUCUCUUGUGGUUAUACCGAUGCAGCCCCUGGGGCCCUUUUGCCAUUUAUCGAGAAGUACUAUAAUAUCAAUUAUACUCUCGUUUCAUUAGUUUGGAUGUCAAAUGCAGUAGGAUUCUUAAUAGUCGCUGCUCUGGCAAGUAAAAUCCAGCCGCUACUUGGAAAGCAAUAUUCUUUCAUGUUUGGUAUAUUCUUAAGUGCCAUACACUUUAGUAUUGUAUCUGCCGGUUCCCAUUUUGCUUUAACUGUUGCUGCAUUUGCUUUUGGUGGUGCUGGUCUUGCAAUGUGUUUGGCACAGACAAACGUUUUUCUUGCAAAUUUAGAGAAACUGACGUUGUAUUUAUCUUACACACAUGGAGCAUAUGGAUUGGGUGCAACUAUAUCGCCAUUAUUGGGAACUCUUAUUGCAUCUCAUGGGAUUCCAUGGCAUUUUGUCUAUUUGAUAAAUUUAGGUCAAAUGGUAAUUAGCUUUGUUUUAGUGGGGCUGGCCUUUCAAGGUUCUGAAAAGGAUCUUAAGCAAUUUGAAGCUGAUUCAAUGGAGGACGAGGUUUCUGAUCGUUCUCCUAGUUCUAAAUCAACAAUGAGAGAAGCAGUCACUAAUAGGAUUACUUGGAUUUUUGCUUUUUUGAUUUUAUUCUAUCAAGGUUCGGAAGUUUCAAUCUCUGGUUGGUGUGUUACAUACUUGAUUGAUUAUAAAGGCGGUGAUAUCAAUUCUAUUGGGUACGUGGCUCUGGCUUUUUGGGCUGGUCUUACUUUUGGGAGAUUAUUCUUGACCCAUCCAUCGGCAAAAUAUUUCGGUGUGAGAAGAAGCCUUCUAGUAAUGUGUUUCAUUACUAUCGUCGUGGUUGUUUUAGCUUGGGCUCUUCCAACUACUAUAGCUGCAAGUACUUUUGUCGCCUUGGCAGGGAUAUGGAUAGGCCCUCUUUACUCUUAUGUAGUUGGAACUUCGGUUAAACCAGGAAUGUUACCUAGAAAAAUUCAGUAUACUAGUUUAACAAUCAUUACAGCUUUCGGUUCUGCUGGUGGGGCCAUCUUUCCUUUUAUCAUUGGUCUCUUGUCUGAGCCUGCUGGUUCAUUUGUUGUUUUCCCUGUUUUCCUUGUCUUGUAUUCAAGUAUUUUUGUUCUUUGGGCAGCUCUUCCUAAUAUUGAAAGAAAUACUGGAGGUAAACCUAUGACAUUAUGGCAGCGUUUGUGGUAG
This is a messenger RNA of Hyphopichia burtonii NRRL Y-1933, 1350 nucleotides long. RefSeq names its product MFS transporter. The coding region runs from base 1 to 1350 and encodes 449 amino acids. Gene Ontology annotation, biological process: transmembrane transport. Lineage: Eukaryota; Fungi; Ascomycota; Pichiomycetes; Serinales; Debaryomycetaceae. Gene Ontology annotation, cellular component: membrane. The record is from RefSeq and is a predicted model, not a curated record. Gene Ontology annotation, molecular function: transmembrane transporter activity. The transcript has 2 exons.